UUCGUGGUGAUUGACAGAGUGAAAGAAGAAGAGUAUUUUCACGUGUUCUUGCUUAAAGUUAGUUUUGAUUCCCGUUUCCCUCUUCUAAAAUGGCUCUGAAAAGGUUGAAGACUAAGAAAUCCAAGAGGUUGACCGGCCGCCUGAAGCACAAAAUCGAAAAGAAGGUGCGUGACCACAACAAAAAGGAACGUCGCGCUGCCAAGAAGAAUCCCAAGAAGGGCAGCAAGAAACAGAAGCUUAUCCAGAUCCCGAACAUAUGUCCCUUCAAGGAGGACAUUCUCAAGGAGGUGGAGGAGGCAAAGCAACGCCAGGAGGCCGAGCGGCUGGCCCGCCGCGAAGCAUUUAAGGUGGAGCGCGAGCAGAGCAAGUUCAAAUCACUGGAGACACUGGCCGAAGAUGCGGACAUGCGGAGCACCGUGCACGGAAUAAUGCACGAAAAUGAUGACCUGGAUGCGGACGAAAAGAAGUACAAAAAUGCCGUCACCAAGGAGCAGUCCUUGAAGCAGUACUUCAAAGAGUUCCGCAAAGUCAUAGAAAACGCCGACGUUGUACUGGAGGUGGUGGAUGCACGUGAUCCCUUGGGAACCCGCUGCAACGAGGUGGAGCGCGCCGUGCGUGGUGCUCCGGGAAACAAGCGCCUGGUCCUGGUGCUCAACAAGGCCGAUCUGGUGCCCCGUGAAAACCUAAACAACUGGAUCAAAUACUUUCGCCGCAGCGGUCCCGUCACCGCCUUCAAAGCCUCCACACAGGAUCAGGCCAACCGACUGGGGCGUCGCAAGCUGCGCGAGAUGAAGACGGAGAAGGCCAUGCAGGGCUCCGUUUGCAUUGGCGCCGAAUUGCUCAUGUCCAUGUUGGGCAACUACUGCCGAAACAAGGGCAUCAAGACCUCGAUUCGUGUGGGCGUCGUGGGCAUCCCCAAUGUGGGCAAGAGCUCCAUCAUCAACUCAUUGACCCGAGGCAGAUCCUGCAUGGUGGGCAGCACGCCAGGAGUGACCAAGUCAAUGCAGGAAGUGGAGUUGGAUUCGAAAAUAAAACUGAUCGAUUGCCCCGGAAUCGUGUUCACCAGUGGAGCUGAGAACUCACAUGCUGUUCUAAAAAAUGCCCAGCGUGUGGGCGAUGUAAAAGAUCCCUUCACUAUUGCCGAGAGCGUUUUGAAGCGCGCAAGUAAAGAUUACUUCUGCACCAUGUACGACAUUACGAGCUACGACACAUUCGAGGAAUUCUUCGCCAAAAAGGCAGCCAGAAUGGGAAAAUUUCUGAAAAAGGGAGUUCCCGAUGUUGUGGCCGCCGCGAGAAGCGUGCUUAACGAUUGGAACACAGGCAAAAUCAAAUACUGCACACAGCCACCGGAAGUUCAGGAAGCCCAGAGUGUGCACAUAAGUGCCUCAAUAGUACACUCCGAGGCCCGCGAGUUCGAUGUGGAAAAUUUCGAGUCCAUGGAGACAGAGAUCCUAGAGCAUUGCGCUGUAAAAACUGAUGACAUUAUGGAGAUAACGUCUACGGGACCACUGGAGAUCAGACAGCCCCGUGAGGAAGAGGAUUCGGCUACAAAAGCGGCUGCAAAUGUGAUUAUAAACGAGAAGGAAAAGCCAGUAAAGGGUCGCAAGAGAAAACUGGAUGAAGAUAAGGAGAAGGUUGAUCCCAGUCUGCUUUUGGAUGAAAAUCAAUCCCUAAACAAAGGCAUCAAACAACUGCAGAAGCAAAAGAAGAAACAAAAUGUCCGUAAUGAGAAGAAAAUCUCCAAAAUUACAGACGUUCUGGAUAACUUUAGCUUAGGUUCGUCAUCUUCAAAGGCAGAAAAAUACGAUUUUGAUAAGGAUUAUGUGAUUGAAUAAUUUCUGCCUUAGUUUUAAUCAUUAAAUAAAUCUGUUGAUGAUACACUAUAUAUAGAGAAGUGUAAUGUCUCUGGAAAAAAAUGUAAA
This is a messenger RNA of Drosophila elegans, 1922 nucleotides long. RefSeq names its product guanine nucleotide-binding protein-like 3 homolog (gene Ns1). Gene Ontology annotation, molecular function: GTP binding. The transcript is spliced from 5 exons. The record is from RefSeq and is a predicted model, not a curated record. Gene Ontology annotation, cellular component: nucleolus. Bases 90 to 1835 code for a protein of 581 amino acids. Lineage: Eukaryota; Metazoa; Arthropoda; Insecta; Diptera; Drosophilidae.